AUAGUAGUCCACUUCACGCUACUUGACCAGCUUCCCAGAAUCCGUCCCCGCGACCCGAUAAAACCUCUAGCCCUUCGAUCCCUGAAACCCUAAUCCCUCUUCUUCUUCCCCCGCUUCCCUACUCUCCUCUCUCUGAUGUGGGGAGGAGGAGCUCCUGGAUCGAUGGAGUCGGCCGCCGUCGUCCCUAUGGAGGACACCAUCGAUGCUCUAAUGGACUACCUCGUCGCCCCUCUCCUCCCAUUAAGGGUCUCCUCGCAGGAGGCCCUUACCGACGAUCAGCAGGAGGCCGUGGCGAGACAGAUUCAUGCAGUUGUGCUGCUCUAUAAUUAUUACCACCGGAAGCAGUUCCCGCAACUUGAGUUUCUUGCUUUUGAAACUUUCUGCAAAGCUGCUUCUGUAGCUAAACCUAGUUUGUUGACAUACUUGAAAUAUAUGCAUAAAUAUGAUGAUGGAUCAGGAAAUCUGAACAAACAGCUCUCAAUCACGGAAAAAAAGAUCAUGGAUGCCUGUAACAUUUCUAAGGCAUUAGAUGCAUCAAACAAUGCUCCAAACAUAGAGGGUUGGCCAACUUUUAAAGUUGCUGUGUUUUUAAUCGAUCACACCAAAGAAAAAUGUUUGCUUCAGUUUGGAUGCAUAACACAGGGGGUCUGGUCAUUGUUGGAACAAGAACUUGAAGAGCCUAUGGACAAUCAGGUAGCUGGCACCCAAAUAAACAAUAAUGUAUCAAAAAACAAAGAGAUUGCAAUUAGGUGUUCACAUGGGUCUUAUGAAAAUGAUAAUGUGCUUCAGCAACUUGCAUUUUCUAUCGUGGAGAAAAAAGCAGGUAUUAAUCGUGCAAAUAUUUGUAUUCUGGAACACCAUUUGGUGUAUUCAUUAAGUCAGGAGAAGACGACUACUAGGUUAUAUAUAAUGAAGUAUACAGAAACAGUAAGUGAAGGACUCAGGGAACUUUAUAUCAAAGAUGUUAUUAGCAGCUUGAAAGGCCCUUUGGUCAGGAGGGCUUUAACUCCUGAAGUAAGACCUGUUGUUGAGCAUUAUAAUCUAUUGCCAUAUGUUGACAUUUUAUCUGAUUGGCUAAACAGGGCAACACUUCAUGAUGGUUCGGAGCAUUUGCCAAGGCUGCAGGCAGAUGUGAAUGAGAAAUUCUCAUUGUUGUCAGACAGAGUACCCACUGCUGAAGAUCCUAAAACCAAUAAUAAAUCUGAUUGGGGUGAGAAAACAGUGGACAAGAUAAGCAACACUGAAAAUGGAACUAUAAUGAAGAAUGAAAGUAGAACAUCUUCUGAGUUUGGGUCAUCAAAAUCUGCUUGUAGACCUAAAGCCAAUGCUUGCAUUUUGUCUGUGGAAGCAGAUAAAUUGUCCACCAUAGAAGAUCAGGUGGCAAGUGAUAAAUCUUCUCCGAAUGGACAAACUGUGGAUAUGUUGAGUAACAAGAACAGGAUAAAAGAGGCAGUUACAAACAACAUAGCAAUUGAUGGAUCAAAUAUGAGUGGGUCAGCCACAGUUGUGUAUAGACCUCAUAACAAGGCGGGUAAUUCACCUUUGAAUCAGUAUCAGCAACCAUCGGUUAACGAGGAUACCAAGAGGGAAAACAACAUUUCAUGUACUUCUACCAAUAAGUGGAAAAAGAAUAAUAUUCAGGGUACUGCAGAUGUCACUCUGCAGGGCUGUAAUGACAAGGUGAGUAUUGCAGAUUCAGUUAAGCCAUGCACAACAAAAGGCAUGGAUGGAGAACAGCAAGGCAAAACAGAGAUGGGUGAUGCCGUUGAAGGUAGAAUACCUACAUUUGAUCUUCCACUUGUUCCUUUGCAAUUGAAUAUGGAAGAUCAAGAUGCAUUUCAACUUGUAAUGGCAUCAAAGAAAGGUGAUCUGCUACGGGCUUCCUUACAAGCUCUUCAGAAAAGACGUGAUGAUUUAUGUCAGCAACAACGCAUUCUUGAAGAUGAAAUUGCUCGAUGCGAAAUGAACAUCCAAACAAUUUUAAGCGAAGGGGAAGAGAACUCAGAGCCAAAAGUUGAAUCCAUAAUAGAAGCAUGCAAUGUUUUAUGCUCAAGCCAAACGCAUGUGGAUAGAUCUCUGUGUUCUGGAGAAGGGGGCCGAACUCAGAAAAUCAAAAGGAAGAGAUUGGCGGAGGCAGUUCUCAAGUUAAGGAGUUCGUGCCAGGAAUUGGAUGAUAUAUGCUGCGCGAACAGCUGGAUAUUACCAAGAUAUAGUGUGCUUCCAUCCAUUUCAGAUGGAAGGUUCCAGGCAAGUGUUACAGUUAAAGGGAUGGACUUUGAGUGCACAGUCGGUGGUGAUUUGAAGAGCAGUCCUCGUGAAGCACGGGAGUCUGCAGCAACUCACAUGUUGAGCAAACUUUGCAGCAUGGCCGGCCAAACACAGUAAUUAGUCGGCCAAAUAGUUCCCAUACUGGCUCAAUCUCUAGUCAUAAACCUCCACUAUCUCAAAGGAGCUACACAAAGUGUUUUAUUUUCUUUUUGAGUAUUCUGGGUAUAAUUCAUGCCGAUUGUGAGUGCUAAAUGCUGAAUCAUACCAACAGAGCAUGAUGCCAAACUCAAGAACAUCUUGUGUCUUGUACCACAGAAACCAAUAAGGAUGCUAAAUUUUGAUUAUAGAUCAGCCAGAAAGCUUAACAUAACCAUCCAACAU
This is a messenger RNA of Elaeis guineensis (African oil palm), 2649 nucleotides long. RefSeq lists its product as uncharacterized. Lineage: Eukaryota; Viridiplantae; Streptophyta; Magnoliopsida; Arecales; Arecaceae. The record is from RefSeq and is a predicted model, not a curated record.